Pyrus x bretschneideri (Chinese white pear) is the source of this 1463-nucleotide messenger RNA. RefSeq lists its product as uncharacterized. The record is from RefSeq and is a predicted model, not a curated record. The transcript has a single exon. NCBI's taxonomy places the organism in Eukaryota, Viridiplantae, Streptophyta, Magnoliopsida, Rosales, Rosaceae. Bases 283 to 1104 code for a protein of 273 amino acids.
UCUACCUGCCCAUUAUCUCCCAAUCGCCACCAUCACUCCUCUUUUUCCACCACCGCAAUCCGACGGUCAUCUUCUUUUUUCCGAUCAACCCAUUUAUUCUCCGAUUGCUAGAAAAGAAACAAUUCAUUCUUCGACAUUUCUGAUUAGCCCUAAUUUGUACGGUCAGUUCUGUCCAUUUCUUUAUCGAUUUUGAAUUCGAAUUCGAAUUCAAACCCUAGCGUUGCAAAACCCCCCGAAAGAUAUCAAAGAAUUCAAAUUUCCGGUGAUUUUUCAUCUGGGUCGAUGGCGGAACUCGAAAAUAGGGUCGAAUUGGCGGGUAAGCCCAAACCCACCUACUUCUUCAAUCGAUCGCUUACCAUGUACCCAACCACCGUGGAUGCCCCCAAAAAGCCCCAUUUGCAGGCCUCCAUCGAUCACCACACCAAUUCUUUCAAGAAAUUCUACAAUUCAAUCGAGACGGUGCGGUCCGCCAGCAGCUCCUUCAAAGGGAAGGUCAAGAAGCUCUGCAAUUUCUUCGAAUCGGAGAAACCCGUGUCUCGAAACCCCGAUGAAUCGCAAUCCCUGACGGUCAAGCUAAGACCGUCGAAAUCAAUGGCCAUGCCAAAAUCCAUGGCGCCCGAUUUCCGGAUCCUGUCAAUUUGGCUGCCGGGCACCGAUGAUCGGAUUGUGGUGUAUUUCACGAGUUUGAGAGGAAUUCGGAGGACAUAUGAAGAUUGUUAUGCUGUGAGGAUGAUAUUCAGAGGGUUUGGGGUUUGGGUCGAUGAGAGAGACAUAUCAAUGGAUUCGGCUUAUCGAAAAGAGUUGCAGAGCGUUUUGGGUGAGAAGAAUGUGAGUUUGCCACAAGUAUUUAUAAGGGGAAAGUAUGUGGGAGGUGCUGAGGUGAUCAAACAGCUGUUUGAAACCGGUGAAUUGGCAAAAAUUCUUCAAGGGAUUCCCACUCGGAAACCCGGGUAUGUGUGCGAAGGUUGUGGGGAUGCACGGUUCUUGCCCUGCGUGAAUUGCAGUGGGAGUAGGAAGGUGUUCGAUGAAGAUGAAGGAAUGCUGAAGAGGUGCUCCGAAUGCAAUGAAAACGGUUUGAUUCGGUGUCCCGAUUGCAGUUCUUAAAUUGUCAAAUGCCAGUUUACCCCAUAAUCUAGACGCUCCUCUGUUCAUGAAUAAAUACUCGAGAAUAGUUGAUGGUAAUGUUUCAUGAUUUGUGGUUUCUUUUUUGUUGCUUGAUUGUGCGUCUGUGGGGAAUGGAUGUUCAUUCACUCUUUGAACUGCAUUUUGAAUAACAGGGUUUAUUAUCGAAAUGCAAAUUGGUAUGGGUAUGUCUGAUUGUAAUAUACAGUGGGGCGAGGUGUUUCUGCCCUCCCAAAUGCUAAUGUAAAUAUUUAGUAUUGUGCUAUCAUCGCAAAGGUUGCGAUGACUGAUGAAAUGUAUUGAGAUUGGAUUUAUUUAUGUCUUAAUUAUUUACUCUUGAA